Messenger RNA from Ctenopharyngodon idella (grass carp), 1871 nucleotides. RefSeq names its product ntl-dependent gene 5 (gene ntd5). Lineage: Eukaryota; Metazoa; Chordata; Actinopteri; Cypriniformes; Xenocyprididae. The coding region runs from base 100 to 1185 and encodes 361 amino acids. The record is from RefSeq and is a predicted model, not a curated record. Gene Ontology annotation, cellular component: extracellular region. Gene Ontology annotation, molecular function: peptidase inhibitor activity. The transcript is spliced from 8 exons.
CAUCACAAUACCCCCUCCUCCAGACUCUCCCCCAUCUUUAUAUCCCCUCUCCUGUCUCGCUACCUCUUUCAUAACCUCUGCAGUAAGUGUCAGGGAAAGAUGGAGCGAUCUCUGCUUGUGUCUCUUCUGUGUGUGUGGGCCCUCAGCAGCCUGUCUGCAGCAUCAGUGGAUGCAACAGAACAGUGCCCAGAGAGAAUACUGGGUAAUGAGAGAAGACAAACAUGCCCAAAAAAGUGUCAGCAAGAUAAAGACUGUGGCAACAAACGUCAGUGUCUCUGCGACGGGCAGUGUGGACUCAGCUGUGUGGCCCCAGGUCGCACAUGUCCGUGGCCUCUCCCACCUGCAAAAAAUUCUGAUGUAGUUCUCCUUUCCCCUUUGCCCUCUUUCUCCGCUCUGCUUGAGGUUCGUUGUAAGCCUGGGUACACCAUGCAUAACGGGCUAGACGCUACAAUACGCCGCUGCCAGGGUGACCGGCAGUGGAGUGGAGAUGAGCCUGUUUGUACAGCCUCCCCAGGUGGAGGUCUUGCAGCAGACCCGGUUCUGGUGCCUGAGGUGUCCUGUACUUUGCCUGAUGAUGAUGAUGAUCUGCUCUCUGUACAGGGCAGUGCUGCCGUGGGAUCCACUAUCCAGUACCAAUGUGCAUCAGGAUCUGUGCUGAUUGGAAAUAGUGAGAAUAUCUGUCUUGAGGACCAGACGUGGCAAUACCCUCACCCCAUCUGUCGCCGUGUGGUUUGUCCUCCUCCUAAGGAGGUUGAUCGUGGACACCUGGUGGCUGUCCAGAGAACUGAAUAUGAAGUCGGUGACACAAUUUAUUACCUUUGCAAGAAAACCUUCUUGCUGGAUGGACCAAAUCAAGUGACUUGUCUACCUAAUGGGACAUGGAGCGCAGAGCCUGCUUGCCGGGCCCGCUGUCCAGUUCCAGCUCAACGCAGCAGGGUGAUUGUGGGAGGAAUAAAGCGCUGGCCAUAUGAUCUGACGGAUGGUGUGGUUGCUCAUGGAGAGAAUGUGACAUUUUUCUGUAAACAUCCAGAAAAACUGUGCAGCUUCACAGCAACGGAGGUCUGCGUAGAUGGACAGCUCAAGGCACCUAGUUGCUUCCUUGACCCUACCUGGCUGCAGUUCAAACUGUUCCCUCAUCGACUGGUUUCUGAAAUUGAUGCAUGUGAUCCUGCUGACCUUCAGUGAACUCAUCAAAUUAUGACAACACAUUUUGCAUGUUGGCACGCACAGUUCUCUCCUCACUCUGACAACUAUUUGGAGUCUGAAUCAACAUAGGCCUAAAUUAAUUUUCCACUACAUUUUUUUUUUUGGACUGGAUCUCACAGUUAUACCUCAUUUAACUCUUUUCUCUUCUAUUUGGUAUGUUGAAUUGACAAAGUUACCUUAAACAGAGUUUGUGUCAUAUCUGAUAUGCAGACACCCUCAUACUUGCUUGAGGUCGCGGUUGCCAUAAGCUGCUCUCUUGUAUUUUGUUGUCAUAUAAAUUGUAAAACUGCUUUUUGAGUUAUAGCAUUGAUGUUUAUCUUGUAAUAGUAUUUUAUUUCUUUGGGGAAAAAAAGUGUUUCUGAUGCAUUUGUCAAUACCAAAACCAAGAAAACGUAGGUCAAAGGUGAACUCUGAAAUCAUUAACUGAUCUUUGACCGGACUGCUUAUUGGAUUAUAAGGAAAGAGUUAACAUGGGAAUAUUAUAGCAUAAAAGCUUUGCUGAUAUACAGCCAUGCUGAAUUGUUGCUUUCAUAAGGAUUCAGUUUUGCAUUGUGCGAACUUCAUACUAAAUAAUCUUUGAAUGUAGUUUUUUCAUCUCUCUUGGCAUGAUUCUACAAUAAAGAAACUGGAAAAUGUUUGUUGAAAAAUAAAAAGUACUGAAUUUA